UAAGAGUUUUGGAAUUUUGCUUUCCAACAAGCCAAUGCAAAUCCCUUUUUUUAUCUCAUUAUUGGCUGUAUCGGCUAAGAAAUCUAAUCGCACUGGAGCAAGCGAGGGCAAAACGCUCUGUGCUGUGUAUAGCCAUAUAUCAACUUUCGCUUCCGUCGCAGAAGAGCAGGGUCAUUCACCCACUGUCUCGCAGUCUGUUGAUAUAACGUUCAUUGGUGUGUUUACAUCACUUCAAUAGAAAGAAACGACCAGCAAUACUUCCACUAACUACUGUUUUAAUUACCUGGCUUAAGUUGUUACGAUGAAUUCAAGUAAUUCUACAUCUAAAUUWAGCAUGUACAUGGAGCCCGAUGGCCUCAAGGUUUUUCGUCUAACUCUUACUGCGUUUGUGAUGUUGGCGUCCUUACUUGGCAAUGCCAUCGUUUUGAAGGCAGUAUUUGACAGCUCAAAACGUAAGACGGUCACCCACUUCCUUGUGGCGAAUUUAGCYUUUGGGGAGUUGAUUGGCACUGUCUUUAACGUUUUUCUACAAGUCUACAACGAGCUGAAACAUUUCCCUUUUGGMGAAGUAAUGUGCCGUUUGCUUAAUCCGUCUCAAGCACUUACCCUCAUCGUCAUCACUUAUACUCUGUCGGCUAUAGCCGUACACAGGUAUCGAGUGUUUUCUAGAGAUCAUCCACGUAAGAGAAUGUCCGGUAAACAAACAGCGAUGCUUAUCAUCACGUUAUGGACUAUUGGCCUAGCCAUUGUCUUUCCUUCGUUUUUAUACCAACAGCUCGUUCAAAUUCCAAAUAAGAAGAAUCUCUAUUGGUGUGUAGAUAUGUUUCCCGGCGAUACAAUAGAGACAUUUCCAUCCCCAGCUUUGAAGCAAUACUACUUGGCAAAGUUCCUGUUAAACUAUAUUUUACCGAUAGUGCUGAUGUCUGCUUCUUAUGGCUUCGUCGGAGUUAAGUUGCGACACCACAGAAAUCGUUCAAUUCGAGCUGAAGCAGACGAGAGCAGCGACAACAGAGGGGAAACAACACAACAAGAAAAUAUCUCUACACUUCAGCAACCUAACAUCGAAAAUACCCUAAGAAUGCAAGCCAUCAACGAGGAAGCAAACGAAAACUGCGCAUCUAGACCUUCUCAGAAUGUGCGUCGCAGAAUGAAGUCAAGAAAAGCCAAAGGCUUCGCCGAYCUGGAAAGAAAUAUUUUAAAAAUGUUUUACGCUAUUAUCAUUAUUUUUGUAGCGUUCUAUUUCCCUUACCAAGUGUUCUUUAUACUCGAGUAUUUUAGUAUCAUUCACUGGACGACAUGGAGAUAUUUUGAUAUUACACGAGAUUAUAUCUAUUUGAUGACUCAUUUCCCUUCUGCUUUACAUCCCCUGUGYUACGGGACGAUGAGCAAAUUUUUCGCACGUGCCUUCAGUCGUUUAAUAUUGUGCAGAAGAAUGCCUCGAUAACCUUUAUGAAAAAGGGAAGUAUGUGUAAAGAAAGAGUUAUCAGGGUCGUUUUUUAUGUAGAUGAAGUAGAAUUUUAGUUUAUUAUCUAAUCCUGGACGACUACAUGGCACGAGGUGUCACUAGCUAGUACCUUUGACUGUGUAGGUCCGCAGGCUGGGGGGUUCGGCCGAACCCUUCCCCCACCACAAGCUUAAAGGGUCCGGUGUUUCUCUGUUAUGAACUGUUUUUGAGAUGGUUAUUUGUAUAAGCUGCUCAUACUUGCAGCCAUUUGAUUUCUAACUCACUAUUCUGUGCAUUGAACUAAUUUAGUUAAACCUUUAAUUUAGGUCUGGAUUAUGAAAAAACGAACCCCUCGUAUUUGUAAGGCAGCCUAGGGGCCUGCUGUGUUUAGGGCGGUUCGUCGGUWGAGGCAAAUAAUAACAUUUUACAUAACGAAUUUUUAUAUGAUGAGUAUAAUAACAUGAUAUCAACUACAAAAGUUUGUUCAAUAAAUCUGUCUAUUUCUACUA
Messenger RNA from Exaiptasia diaphana, 1953 nucleotides. Its product is annotated as RYamide receptor. The record is from RefSeq and is a predicted model, not a curated record. Bases 302 to 1444 code for a protein of 380 amino acids. Gene Ontology annotation, molecular function: neuropeptide receptor activity. Lineage: Eukaryota; Metazoa; Cnidaria; Anthozoa; Actiniaria; Aiptasiidae. Gene Ontology annotation, biological process: neuropeptide signaling pathway. Gene Ontology annotation, cellular component: membrane. The transcript has a single exon.